AUGGUAACAGAAACCGAAGCCCGGGCUAUUUACGCCUCGGCAGUUCACUUCGACGGACUGAACAUCGCCAACUGGUCUCGCGACAUCUUCGAGUCCUGGCACAAAGGCGGCAUCACCGGCGUCUCUUGUACGUGUGGCCUUUGGGAAGGCCUUCGCGGGAGUCUUGCCAACGUCGUGCAGUGGAAGCGAUGGUUUGAGGAGCACUCAGACCUAAUCGUGCAAGCUCACAAUGUGGCGGACAUUCGUGCGGCUAAGGAAGCCGGCAAGACGGCGGUGUUGCUCUCAUGGCAGAACACGUCCGGGAUCGAGGACCAGCUCGACUAUCUCCGCGUUUUCAGAGAUCUCGGCGUACGAAAGAUGCAACUCACCUACAACACCCAAAAUUACUCAGGCUGUGGCUACUCAGAGGCCAGAGACAGUGGUCUAACGGGGUUCGGCAAGGAGGUCGUAGAUGAGAUGGCCCGGCUCGGCAUCGUGUGCGACCUUUCUCACGUCGGACCGCAGACCUCUGAAGAUGUAAUCCUGUACGCGCCCGAGGGCAAGCCGCCAUGCUUUUCGCACAUUUUGCCUGGGGGCUUGAAGGACCACCCACGCAACAAGUCGGAUCACUUGAUCAAGCUCAUCGGCAGCAAAGGCGGUUUCGUAGGCUUGUCGCAGUUCGGACCUCACAUGCCAAAGGGGAACGAUAGCACAAUUGACGACUACGUUGACGUCGUCGACUAUGUUAUCGGGCUGAUCGGGGAGGAUCUUGUUGGGAUUGGAUCGGACGCUAGUGAGGGACACGCCAGGCCGAGUGAGUUCCUGGAGUGGUGCAACAGAGACAAGGGUUAUGCUCGGCGCUUAACACCUUGGGGAAGCCAGAAGGUUGUCAAACCUUUGGGACCACUGGCUGAGCGGGCUGAGCUGGCUGCGGCCAUGGCGAGGAAGGGUUGGAGCGAGGAAAAGAUGAGAAAAGUAUUGGGCGAGAAUUGGCUGAGAUAUCUUGAGAAAAUCUUUGAAUCGUGA
This is a messenger RNA of Colletotrichum karsti, 1005 nucleotides long. Its product is annotated as putative dipeptidase 3. NCBI's taxonomy places the organism in Eukaryota, Fungi, Ascomycota, Sordariomycetes, Glomerellales, Glomerellaceae. The record is from RefSeq and is a predicted model, not a curated record. Gene Ontology annotation, biological process: proteolysis. Gene Ontology annotation, molecular function: metallodipeptidase activity. The transcript has a single exon. The coding region runs from base 1 to 1005 and encodes 334 amino acids.